GGUGAAUUUAAUUUAAUUUAUUUACCCAGAAUUAUGAGUUCAAUAACCGAGUACGACAAAGACGAACUGGUGCCGCCGCAAUGGUUGAACAAUGCCUUCUUUGAGCAAGUCUUGCAGCCGCAAAGCAGUAAGGGGAAAAUUAAAAUAACAAAUAUAACAAUCGAGCCCGCCACCGAAAAGGGUGAACACUACGCAAGUGUAAUGUACCGAGCCAACGUGACGUUUACUUUACCAGCCGACUGUGAUGCCGCGCCACGGCAGCAAAGCAAAUCAUUAAUUGUGAAAGCAUUACCUGAGCUGCGGGGCGAGAAACAACGGCUGCUGCAGGACUCCAAGCUCUUCGAAACCGAAAUCGGCAUUUACACUGAAGUCGUGCCAAGGCUGGAAGAGGCAUUGCAGUUGGCAGGCGAAUGCGUACAAUUUGGCGCCAGCUGCCUCUACAAUACGCUCAGGCCCCUAAAAGUAUUGGUGUUUGAAGAUUUAACCGAGCUGGGCUAUGAAAUCGUGCGCAUGCGUGCGCUAACUGUGAACGAAAUUAAAGCAGCCUAUCGUAAGUUGGCCAAAUGGCAUGCGGCAAGCUAUAAACUAGCAAAGGAGCGCCCUGAAAUCUGCCAUAAAUAUCGCCAUAGCUUCAUGACUAUUCCAUACAUUGUGAAUAGCUCCUUCAUAUCGAGCGGUAUCAAAAAUUUCAUCGAUAUGCUAGGCUCCGUGCCUACUUUGGCAGCAUAUAAGCCGUACUUUCUGAAACUCCAGCCAGAUUGGGCUGCCAAAUGUCGCGCCACAUACACCGAAUAUUUCUUGAACCACCAGCAGCAAACCUACUAUGGCAUUUGCCAUGGCGACUUACUUGCCAAUAAUUUAAUGUUCAAACAUAAUCGUGUAACUGGCGAGUUAGCGGAUGUGCUGCUGGUGGACUAUCAACUUGCCUAUGUGGGGCCACUGGUCAACGAUCUCAUCUAUGCCUUCUACAUGCUCUACACCGCUGAGCAGCGUGCCAACAAUCGAGAAGAGCUCUUACAGUAUUAUUUUGAGAGUUUCAUGCAGGCUUUGAAAAGGCUUGGCUGUUCGGUGGAGGCGUUAAGUUUUGAAUGUUUUCAGGAACAAUUGAAGCGGCAAAAAACUUUGGCACUCUUCCUCCUGCUCAGCUUUCUGCCCAUACGCUAUGCACUUAGCGCCGGUCUAUUGGAUAGAGAUCACAUGAUGGCCACCGACGAAGAGCGCAGCGAGCUCUAUUAUAAUAAAAACUACAUGGCUGAAUUACAUAAUAUUUUGCCAAUGUAUUUGCAUUUUGGUUAUUUACAAUAA
Rhagoletis pomonella (apple maggot) is the source of this 1305-nucleotide messenger RNA. RefSeq lists its product as uncharacterized. The transcript is spliced from 4 exons. Bases 34 to 1305 code for a protein of 423 amino acids. Lineage: Eukaryota; Metazoa; Arthropoda; Insecta; Diptera; Tephritidae. The record is from RefSeq and is a predicted model, not a curated record.